This is a messenger RNA of Carica papaya (papaya), 1350 nucleotides long. The record is from RefSeq and is a predicted model, not a curated record. Lineage: Eukaryota; Viridiplantae; Streptophyta; Magnoliopsida; Brassicales; Caricaceae.
AUGGAAUUGACCCUUCAUUCCACACCUUCUCUUUUACUCAGACUGCUUCUCUUCAUUGCUAUCUCCACUUUCUCAGAUUGCUACGACCCCUUGGAUCCCAAUGGAAACAUCACAAUCACUUUUGACAUUCUUCAGUACACCCCUGAUGGUUAUCAGGCGAGAGUGAGCAUCAGAAACUAUCAGCAGUACAGGCAUGUGGAUGAACCUGGGUGGAAGUUAGGGUGGCGAUGGGCGGACGACGAGGUUAUCUUGUCUAUGUCCGGUGCUUUCGCCACCCAACAAGGCAACUGUUCUGAUAAUUUCAAGUACCAGCAGACACCACACUCCUGCGAGAGAAACCCGACAAUCAUGGAUCUCAUGCCGGACGCCUGGCCGGAAAACAUGUCGGAGGAGUGUUGUCGCGGCGGCGUUCUUGCCGCCUGGGCUAUCAAUCCAAAUAUGUCGUUUUCGUCAUUUGAAAUCGAAGUUGCCAACUUGGGAGCCAACUACACUGCACAUCCGCCGGGAAAUCUCACGUUUAAGGAUCCGGGUCCGGGUUACACAUGUGGUUUACUUGAGGAUGCUGAUCCUUCUGUUUCUUGGGACGUUGGAGGUAGAAGACAAGUUCGAGUAAAACGAACAUGGAAAUCAACAUGCACUUACUCAAGCUUUGUGGCCAACAAAUUGCCUGCGUGUUGUGUUUCACUCUCCACAUUUUACAGUCCCAUUGUCACACCUUGCCCUAACUGCAGCUGUGGAUGUAGAGAUGCAGAUCCCACCACACUUUCUUGCAUAAGAGAAGAUUUUUCUUUAUCGAAUUCAGAUCUUGAUAAUAAUCUUAACGUAGUACAAUGCACCGAUAAUAUGUGUCCAAUUAGAGUUCAUUGGCACAUUAAGAAUAAUUACAUGACCUAUUGGAGAAUAAAGUUAACCGUCUCAAACUACAACUACAAGCGGAACUACUCAAAUUGGAAUUUGCUAGUGCAACAUCCUGCUUUCAACCAAUCCGCAACAGUAUAUAGCUUCAAUAGCAAAUUGCUCCCUUCUAAUGGGUUUUCAGACAUUGAUGAGGUUGCUCUAUUUUGGGGGAUAGAUUUCUACAACAGUGAACUGCUAAAUGUUGAUGAAAACAAACUUGGAUCAGUGACUACAGACAUACUUCUGGAGAAGAAUUUAGAUAUAUUCACAUUUAGAAACGGAUGGGCUUUUCCACGCCGAAUAUAUUUCAAUGGUGAAAACUGUGUGAUGUCUCCUCCAGAUAAUUUUCCAAUGCUGCCAAAUAAUAGCUUUAAAUUAAAAUCUAUUUACCAUCACUUCCCCCUCCUACUUGUUAUUCAUCUAACUCUCACAAAUCUACUUGGUUGGUUCUAA